Scleropages formosus (Asian bonytongue) is the source of this 2773-nucleotide messenger RNA. RefSeq names its product growth/differentiation factor 10-like. Gene Ontology annotation, cellular component: extracellular region. Gene Ontology annotation, biological process: positive regulation of osteoblast differentiation. The transcript has 3 exons. NCBI's taxonomy places the organism in Eukaryota, Metazoa, Chordata, Actinopteri, Osteoglossiformes, Osteoglossidae. The coding region runs from base 468 to 1820 and encodes 450 amino acids. Gene Ontology annotation, molecular function: cytokine activity; growth factor activity. The record is from RefSeq and is a predicted model, not a curated record.
GGGGUUCGUAGGGGAUGAAUGUGGGAGGGUUCUGGGUCUCUUGCGGGUUGUGAGCCGGUGCACACAUGGCACGUCGCAGCGCACUUGCAGAGGAGAUGUUCUUCAGAAGAACCUCCUGUCGGCUGCAUUGCCCCUCGCUGUCUGGUGGUGGGAAGGAACAAGUGCACCAACUCCUCAGGAGGCACCAGAAUUGCUCCACACCACACGACACGAGAUCCAAGUCUGAUCUCCCAGAAGUUGCGAGUUCCCAUCGCAGGGUCUGAUCUCCAGGAGGAACCCAGAUCUGGUUCCGUGCUCUCCACGUUUGUUGUUUGCUGUUCCAGAAGUUGCGGCAGGAGGAAACGUCGUCGGAGCGCUCGCUCCUAACUCAGGGCGGACUUACAGAACAUCUGAGAUCUCCACACGCUCUUUUGUUUUGUCCUCUUUCUUUCUUCUACAAGCUGCUGCUGCUCGAAGCGCUUCCUGCAAUGGCACCGAUGUUGGUGUUUCUGGUUCACGUGUUUCUCAGUCUGGGUUGCGGAGCAUCCGAGGAGACAGUGAGGGACAACAAGCGCUCCGUCCAUCCUGGCCUCGGAACAUCAUCUGAUGGGCUGGAUGAUGGAGACCCAGUUUCUGCUCACAUGUUCAAACUUUAUGACAAAUACAGCAGAGACUUGUACCACUCAGCGGAUGGAAACACGGUGAGGAGUUUCAAAGCCACAUCAGAUGCCUUGGAGCAGAAGGCCUUGUUCCAGUUUAACUUGUCCUCCGUUCAGGAGUCAGAGGUGGUGAUCUCAGCCACUUUCCACAUCUUCUUUGACCUGCGUCUCCGGCAGAGGUCCUGGUUCUGCAAGCGUUUGAAGACUCCAGCCUGCCAUGUGCAGCUCAACCACCCCCUGCCACUGGUCCACUUGCUUUUCAGGGGUACCUCUCCAAAUUUUACUGCCGGGCAACUCCUGGCGAACCUCACUCUUGCUCCCCACCGUAGGGGGGCAUGGCUGACCAGAGACAUAUCAGACGUUGUCAAGGCGGCUCGGGCCACAGACGAGUCAUUGGUCACAGUUGAGCUCGACUUUGAGAAAAAAUCCUUGAAGCACCAAGGCCGGAUUUCACAGUUGGGUCCACCUUACAUUCUGGUCUACGCUGAUGACUUGUCGAUAUCGGAGCCAAACAGUGUGGCAGCGACCCUGCAGAGGUACGAUCCAUCGGCUGUUGGCGAGGAGCCCACACUUUCCCCCAAUGCUUCCCCUGAUGGGCGGGUCCGGCGCGAUGCACGCCUCUCACAACCCAUCCUGGAUAAUGAGCUCCCUGAGGUGGAGCACAGUGCCUGGAAGAACCAAGAGCUCUGGGAGAGCUCCUAUCUGGCACCAAAGCCAAAACCACUGGCACGGGAAGCUAAGAGACAGGGACAGGAGGAGGAUGGGUCAGUGGAAGAUGGUGGCAUGGGCCUAGGCGCCCCCCAGGUGCUCAGCUUUGAUGAGAAAACCAUGAGAAAGGCUCGACGGCGGCAGUGGAGCGAGCCACGUGUCUGUGCCCGUCGGUACCUGAGAGUGGACUUUGCUGACAUCGGCUGGAGCGAGUGGGUCUUGGCCCCCAAAGCGUUCGAUGCCUAUUAUUGCGCUGGACCCUGUGGCUUCCCCAUACCCAAGGUGGUUCGCCCAUCCAACCACGCCACCAUCCAGAGCAUCGUGAGAGCAGUGGGAAUCACCCCAGGGGUUCCUGAACCCUGCUGUGUCCCCGACAAGACAUCCGCACUGAGCGUCCUUUUCCUUGACGAGGGCAGGAAUAUGGUCCUGAAGGUCUACCCAGGCAUGUCUGUGGAGACCUGCAGCUGUCGAUAGAACCCAGUGCCAGACUGACUGAGUCACUGAAGGAUGAAGGACGCUGAGGGACUGACCCCAGAAAUCCAUCAGGGACCUUCCUCUCAACUCGGACCACGCUUUCUGAUCACCCCUGAUGGCACAAGUUUGGUGUAUCAGCAGUUUGCACUGUGGGGGGCAUCUUCUGCAAUGACGCAAGAAUGUUGUCCACACAUUGACUCCUAUUUUCCCACGUCUGAACAGUAUAUCGCUGGGACAUCUGAUAUUCACACUUUAUUACUUUGACAUUAUAAUAAAAAAGUUUAAUAACAGUGCGGUGCUGCACUAAUGUACAAAGCAUUAUGUUCUUGUAAGUCAGAUAUGAUUCCUCAAAUCAAGAGUUUGUGUUUAGCUGGCAAGUGCAGACAGUGAUGGAACAAAACUGGAUGUAAAUUGUAAUGUGAUUAUAGAUUUGUGCAUUAACUUAGCUUAAAAUAUUUAUCAAGUAGGCUAAACAUUGUGGCUAAAGAAGGAAUCCCUCUUUGUAAUUACUCUGCUAAAUCCAGCCUCCGUUGCGUAUUCGUUGUGUGUUCCAUUUGUCCGUUCCGUAGCUCAGCUUUCUCCCUGGACCGAAGGAAGGACACAGUACUCUUCCAAAAGCUGCACUGGAGAAAAUUCCAAGCGAUGUAAUGAUGAAACAAACCAAAACACCAUUUAACAGGCAAAUGCACUUAUUUCUGUACAGUGCAUUCCUGAAGCACAUGAUAAGAGGGGUUAUCGGAGUGUUGGUCAACAUGAGAAUUCAUGGUAAGUGACUGGAGUUGUCUUCAGAAAUAGGACCGGAAGAGUGUCGGGAUGUUGCGCAACAGGACGCGAGCUAUUUCGGUCUGUUUCCCGAUGCAUCCUUGAGGCCUUGAUGGUUGUGGGUUUAGCCGUGGUGCCGUUGUCUGUGUGAAUGAACAUGCGCAAUUAAAUGUUUCCAUACACUUUCUAUC